AUGUCUUCCACUUCGACCCCGCUCACGGCGGCGCAAACGCACGCUCUAUUCGACAUCCUGAUCCACCACCAGCUGUACUCGGAAAUCGAAGCGUUCAAAUACCCCUCCACCAUAAACCAGUAUGGAUAUCCGUUCAAGAAGCCUGAGGGCACACAGUCAACCAGCCCGUUACUGCAGAACAUGAUCAAUAAAUUUGCCCUGACCAAUCCUGCGCUUAAAAGUCUAAGUCAGGAAUUCUGGCAGGACAAAGUUGGUGUGCUAGUGGCAAAACUCGCCGAAGCCGAGCUCAGCGAGAGUUAUGACAAAGGCGCCAUUGGGUCACGAAAGGCUCUCGCGACAGCUGCAAGCAGUAUAGCGGAGUACAUUGCGCGAGGCAUGCUGGGGGGAUACCCAGUCACGAAAGGGCAGGAUGGCUCCAAAAAGGACUACGACACCAACAAGCCCGAAGAUGUUCAGCGCGGAUUCGAUGAUUUGAUGCACGGCUUGAUAUACGGUAAUCUGCUGGAAGACAUGUUCGAGAAGGUCAAGGAGACUGGAAAGCUGGAAGAACACUCAGGCGUGGUGCAGGCUGGGCAUGAGUAUAUGCUGUUAAAUGCCGCAUCUUUUCUCCACCACGUCUUCGUCAUUUCCCCGGAUGGCCAAUACCUCGUUCGCGUGCUCGAAAACGCCCACAAGCUCAUUCCAUAUAUGGUUAUCAAGCAGACGUUGCGUGUGGGAAAUGCGGCAACCAUGAUCAACGGAAUGGUCAGGCUUGUUCUGGCAAAGCUCUCAGUCACGGCCAUGACGAAUUGGAUAGGCCUGACAAACAAUUCGAACGACGGCAUGAAUUUGCUACAGCAGAUCAUUUCUACUGUUUUGGCGUGGGACACUGCGGAGUUCUCGAAGCGCGCGGCAAAGCUGGAGUCUGCACGUGAUGCGCCCGAAAAGAAGGUCUUCAAGGCGAUCAAGAACUAUGUGUACGCAUCGAGGGACAAGCACGAAGCUGUGCGUAACAAGUCGAUACAAGAGUCGAAGUCGAUUGUCGCAGUCAUUCUUGAGAGCGCAGACCCGGCGGUAGACGUUGAGUCACUGAGUGAGAAUCAGCACAGUGUCGCCAUGGAGUACUUCAGCACGUACUUGUCAAUACGGGACCGCGAAGAACUCACUAAAGUCUCUUGCAAACUCCAGCCGGACACUAUGACUGCCAUGGUUCGCGAAAUCGUGACAGCCAUGGACCCUGUAAUUCGUGCAAUACACAACGCAGUGGAUCUAUCUGGGACUAUUCAAGACACCGAAAACUUUCUCACGGACCUUAUCAAGACGUCAAAGCCCAAGAGGAAGGGCGGCAGGAGCCGUCAAGCAUCACGAGAAAGCUCUCCCGCGCCUUCUGCGCCUGCUAGUAUCGCAGAUCAAGAGGCCAGUGAAGUACCCACAGUGGAAGACUAUGUUCAGCUGUUACGAAAGCAUGCGCCGUCCGUGCACAAGUUUGCCCAUCAGGUCUGCAAGAAUGCCCCGGAUCUUGCAAACGACUACCUCGUCUACGCAAAACGGAUGUUCUCCGAGUUCAAAGUCGACGAUCAUGCAAAAGCUGCGGAAGAGAGAGGCGAAGGUGGUGCCGGCAACAUGAGCGCCCCGCUACACGCCAUGUUCUCCAGCCUUCCCAACGAGAAGCAAGAAGAGUUGAAGAAGCUACUGGAUGACCACGAGAACCAUCUCAGCCAACUCAAAGACACGUCUUUGUCCCGGCUACAAUCGAUAAUGCAGCCAUCAACAUCACAAUCCAAACCUCCCAGCCGUGGUACAACCCAUGGCCCUGGCAUGUACUUAUCGCGCUGGAACUCACUCCUCGACUCUACUUUGAUAUCGCCAGCGACCGCCCACGGCCCCGUCCGCCGCGGCUGGCAAGUCAAAGGCGAGUUGGACGGCAAAGGACUGAAGACGUCGACAUCCCUCCUCGACAACAAGAAGAGCAAGGACAGGAAUAGCCAGAUGAUGGCGAAUGGCACCGGCGACGCUGAAGAACGCAAAGAAAGGAAGAGAGAUGCUCUAGAAGAAGAUAAGAUGACGAAGAUAUGGGAUGGCAUGAGGGAUGGCUGGGUCGGUGUCUGCAGGGGUUUGGAGGUUAUGGGUCCGGAUUAG
This is a messenger RNA of Parastagonospora nodorum SN15, 2118 nucleotides long. RefSeq lists its product as hypothetical. The record is from RefSeq and is a predicted model, not a curated record. Gene Ontology annotation, molecular function: phosphatidylinositol binding. The transcript has 2 exons. The coding region runs from base 1 to 2118 and encodes 705 amino acids. NCBI's taxonomy places the organism in Eukaryota, Fungi, Ascomycota, Dothideomycetes, Pleosporales, Phaeosphaeriaceae.